Messenger RNA from Triticum turgidum subsp. durum (durum wheat), 597 nucleotides. Lineage: Eukaryota; Viridiplantae; Streptophyta; Magnoliopsida; Poales; Poaceae. The record is from the annotation of a GenBank genome assembly.
AUGAUAGACGAAAUGAAUAAUACCGUGUACAUCUUUGUAGGUAUAUACCUCGGCAUAGGAGUUGCUGUUGGGGCAGGCAUCAUACUAUUUGUUCUUGCUGGAUCCUUCAUUCAUAAGAAAUUCAAACAUCGGAAAGCGCAGAUGUUGAGACAGAAGUUCUUUGAAAAAAAUCGAGGACAGUUGUUGCAACAAUUGGUAUCACAAAGAGCUGAUAUUGCAGAAAGAAUGAUUAUAAGCUUAGACGAGCUUGAGAAGGCAACAAAUAAAUUUGAUAAAGCUCGUGAGCUUGGUGGUGGGGGGCAUGGUACAGUCUACAAAGGGAUCCUAUCCGAUCUCCAUGUUGUAGCCAUCAAGAAACCAAAGGCAGCGAUUCAAAAGGAGAUUGAUGAAUUCAUUAAUGAGGUUGCUAUCCUAUCACAGAUCAACCAUAGAAACGUUGUAAAACUCUAUGGUUGUUGCCUUGAAACAGAGGUCCCCAUAUUGGUCUACGAGUUUAUAUCCAAUGGUACCCUUUAUGAUCAUCUUCAUGUUGAUGGACCAAGAUCAUUGUCAUGGAAUGAUAGGCUACGGAUAGAACUGAGACUGCUAGAUCUUUAG